CUUCCAGAAAUUUGCAGAUCACUCACCCUCGUCCCGCCCCUGCCACUCCCCUACUCCUCCUGUCCCGCAGUCGGAGCGGCUUUACUUGUGUGUGUAUCGCUGCAGGCCUUACUCAUGGGCUCACCGCUGAGGUUCGACGGGCGGGUGGUACUGGUCACCGGCGCGGGGGGAGGAUUGGGCCGAGCCUAUGCCCUGGCUUUUGCAGAAAGAGGAGCAUUUGUUAUUGUGAAUGAUUUGGGAGGGGACUUCAAAGGAGUUGGUAAAGGCUCCUUGGCUGCUGAUAAGGUUGUUGAAGAAAUAAGAAGGAAAGGUGGAAAAGCAGUGGCCAACUAUGAUUCAGUGGAAGAAGGAGAGAAGAUCGUGAAGACAGCACUGGAUGCGUUUGGAAGAAUAGAUGUUGUGGUCAACAAUGCUGGAAUUCUGAGGGAUCGUUCCUUUGCUAGGAUAAGUGAUGAAGACUGGGAUAUAAUCCACAGAGUUCAUUUGUGGGGCUCCUUCCAAGUGACACGGGCAGCAUGGGAUCACAUGAAGAAACAGAAAUAUGGAAGGAUUAUUAUGACUUCAUCAGCUUCAGGAAUAUAUGGCAACUUUGGACAGGCAAAUUAUAGUGCUGCAAAGUUGGGUCUUCUGGGCCUUGCAAAUACUCUUGCACUAGAAGGCAGGAAAAGCAACAUUCAUUGUAACACCAUUGCUCCCAAUGCUGGAUCACGGAUGACUCAGACAGUUAUGCCUGAAGAUCUCAUCGAAGCCCUGAAGCCAGAGUAUGUGGCACCCCUUGUCCUUUGGCUUUGUCACGAGAGCUGUGAGGAGAAUGGUGGCUUGUUUGAGGUUGGUGCAGGAUGGAUUGGAAAAUUACGCUGGGAGCGGACGCUUGGAGCCAUUGUAAGACAAAAGAAUCACCCAAUGACCCCUGAGGCAGUGAAGGCUAACUGGAAGAAGAUCUGUGACUUUGAGAAUGCCAGCAAGCCUCAGAGUAUCCAAGAAUCAACUGGCAGUAUAAUUGAAGUUCUAAGUAAAAUAGAUUCAGAAGGAGGAAUUUCAGCAAAUCGUACUAGUCAUGCAACAUCUACAGCAACAUCAGGAUUUGCCGGAGCUGUUGGCCAGAAACUCCCUUCAUUUUCUUCUGCUUAUACGGAACUGGAAGCUAUUAUGUACGCCCUUGGAGUGGGAGCAUCAAUCAAGGAUCCAAAAGAUUUGAAAUUUAUUUAUGAAGGAAGCUCUGAUUUCUCCUGUUUGCCCACCUUCGGAGUUAUCAUAGGUCAGAAAUCUAUAAUGGGUGGAGGAUUAGCAGAAAUUCCUGGGCUUUCAAUGAACUUUGCAAAGGUUCUUCAUGGAGAGCAAUACUUGGAGUUAUAUAAACCACUUCCCAGAGCAGGAAAAUUAAAAUGUGAAGCAGUUGUUGCUGAUGUCCUAGAUAAAGGAUCCGGUGUAGUGAUUAUUAUUGACGUGUAUUCUUACUCUGAGAAGGAACUUACAUGCUACAAUCAGUUCUCUCUCUUUCUUGUUGGCUCUGGAGGCUUUGGUGGAAAACGGACAUCAGACAAAGUCAAGGUAAACUAUGGCUUAAUAAGCAAAAUAUAUGUGUAGUAAAGGAUUCUUACC
Sapajus apella (tufted capuchin) is the source of this 1602-nucleotide messenger RNA. RefSeq names its product peroxisomal multifunctional enzyme type 2. The record is from RefSeq and is a predicted model, not a curated record. The coding region runs from base 115 to 1587 and encodes 490 amino acids. The transcript has 16 exons. NCBI's taxonomy places the organism in Eukaryota, Metazoa, Chordata, Mammalia, Primates, Cebidae. Gene Ontology annotation, molecular function: oxidoreductase activity.